GAUGUGUGGAUUAAUUCAGACGUAGGCAUCUGAUAACCUUUUAGCUUUGAGUUUUGCACAAUGAAAUAAACACGGGAAAGUCUAAACAAAACUGUUCGAACAGUUAUGAGAAUUAAUCAGUAAGCGUUCGGGAAUCACUUGGAAAAAAUGGUGGUAAAAACGUUUUCGUUUAUUUUCUUUACACUUGCUUUAGUUGGGUUAGGCCAGUCGAAGUCGUUUGAGUGGGACUACAGUGGUUUGAACUCCAAUGAAGUUCUUUCUUCGAACAUAGCCAAUGAGAUCGGCAACGCUAAUCAAAGUGAAAGUGCUGAACAAUUGACACCCAAGGACCAACUUUUGUAUUUCACAUUGAUUGCUUUCCGUGACAUCUCGCAGAGCUAUGUGGAUCGAGCAGCCAACAUUAGUCACAGCAUACUCAACGAUGAUGAUCUUAAGCCCAAUGACAGCCCGUUAAUUAAGGAAUUCCUUAAAAAUAUCACCGAGUUCAUGGAACGGUAUGAGAAAUACGAAGAAAUAGAUGAACUUUUCAAUUUGGUGGAUUUGUAUUCGAACACUACUUCGCAUUAUUUUGAAUUGGAUGCGGCCUUAGCUAGUCCGGAUGUGUUGAAUAUUGAAAGGAAACUAAAGAAAUAUGGUUCCGAUGAUUUGGACAGAGAAUUUGAGAAAGAAUUUCUCCGGUUUGUUGAUCGGUUCUACGAACAAAUGGACGAGUACAAGGGGAAGCUUAGUGAGGAAGAAUUAAAGAAGGAAAUGGCCAUGUUGCAAUGGUUAGAAGAAUUCAAACCCAUAGAAAAUACUGAAGAAAAAAUUAUAUCAUUUGAGAAAUUCUUUCGAUUUUAUGAAGAUUAAAACUGCUGUCAAAUACAUUUUUCAAAUAAUGAAAUAUUCUUUCUAAGAACAAUUAGCAGACGAUAUGACAAUUAGAACGAUAUUUUUCAUAAAAAAUAACAAUUUGCUCAUUGGCCCCUUGCAUGAAAAUUAUAGUGGCUGUUUUAUUAUUAUCAUUUACAAGUUCUGAGUUUCAUGCCGAUGCAUUUUACAACUAAGCUGUUUGGAUUGUGAAGCCAAGAUGCUUGUUUUUAACUCUGGCAACAUUAUCUUAUAGUUGACGAAUUCCACUGGAUUUUGACUGGUUGUACUGAGAUUGCUGGGGUUCUGGUGUGUGUUUCCCUACGAAAAAAACUUACAAAUCUCCUCCAAUUUAUAAGAAAAACGCUAAAAAUUAAUUUUCGUAAGCCACUUCGCGGAGUGGAAUCUGGAACAUGAAGUUGAAUUAGGAAAUCAUGCAAACUAAAUUGUACCCACACUUCUUAAUUAAGAUUAAUUUAAUAGACAAACUUAAGUAAAAAAUUAAACAUAUCUUUUUAAUUGAUAAGCAAACUAUUGAAUAAUAUAAUAAAAUACAAUAUAUAUGUGUAUAUUUA
This is a messenger RNA of Musca domestica (house fly), 1424 nucleotides long. RefSeq lists its product as hypothetical. NCBI's taxonomy places the organism in Eukaryota, Metazoa, Arthropoda, Insecta, Diptera, Muscidae. The coding region runs from base 148 to 849 and encodes 233 amino acids. The transcript has 2 exons. The record is from RefSeq and is a predicted model, not a curated record.